Messenger RNA from Psilocybe cubensis, 1482 nucleotides. RefSeq lists its product as uncharacterized. Gene Ontology annotation, cellular component: plasma membrane. The transcript is spliced from 6 exons. Gene Ontology annotation, biological process: potassium ion transmembrane transport. The coding region runs from base 1 to 1482 and encodes 493 amino acids. Gene Ontology annotation, molecular function: potassium ion transmembrane transporter activity. The record is from RefSeq and is a predicted model, not a curated record. NCBI's taxonomy places the organism in Eukaryota, Fungi, Basidiomycota, Agaricomycetes, Agaricales, Agrocybaceae.
AUGUGCAACUGCGGUGGUCCAAAGUGGAAGCGAGAAGUCGUUCCAGACCACAAGUUCGAUUUCAUCAACACCGCAGAGUUCACCGACAAUGGCUUCAUGAUGCGUGUCAAGUAUCUGUGGCUCUACAUCAUCGUCCUCAAGUCCUUCCUCGUCUAUAUAUCCGAUAUCUUCUCCGCCAUUACCAUGUUGACCACAAAGAACUGGUCCAACGAAAUUUUCCUCAAGUGUCCAGACGUCGAGGGAUGUUUCUUCAUUCCAUUCAACACAGGUAAAUGGCUGUUUGUCGGCUGUAUCAUCGUGUCAUUCCUUCUGUUGGCAUACGAGUCUCGGAAAGCCAAGAAAAUCAUCGCAAGUCGAGAUAUAUCCUACGCUUUCACAAAUAUCAUGGCCAACAACUACUAUUCACUACGCUCUUACGAUCAUUUCUGCUUCUUCGACCACAUUAGCAACUCAACCAAGACUAGCGACGACUUUGCCUUUUUCGUCUUCUUCACCUUCAAGAGCUGGAAGCGCCUGAUUCUGGCUGAUACGCCUCGUCAAACUAUCAACGCUCUCACUUUGUAUGCCGUCUAUCUUGUCAGAAGAGAUCCGAAGAAAAACUGGUGGGAUGUAUCUCAGUACUUUGUAAACAGUACAUCCACUUCUGCCCUAACUGUCACCUCGUUCUUUACCGUCGUCGUGUGCAUUGGUUCUCUUUUGCUGCUAGUCGUCGCGGGAAUAUGCUAUAUUCCCCUGCUACUGCACAUUCGCGGUAACUUGAAGGAAUACUGUUGCCACAAAGUCGAUAAACGUAUCGGAGUGAUCAUUAAGCGUAAGCAGAAAGAACGCCGACUUGAGGCAGACAAGCUCGCACAGAAAGAAGCUCUGGGAGACUAUUCACAUCUCAGAAAUAAGAAAGGCGAACUCAUUGCACAGCCCCUCCCCCAACCAACGCUCCCGAACCUUUCAGUCGAUGAUGACGAUGAUUCGUCUUCCAUCAACACUCGGGUUGCACCUAGCACCCACACCAAAGACUACUAUCCCUAUCAGAGUGACAAAGACUACCCUCCUAUGCCCGCCUACAACCCACAUUCACCGCAAGCCCCAGGCAACUACUACAAUCCUUCCUCCGCCACGCUGGGCUAUGACGAGCCUACUUAUCCUCAUUAUGGGUACGAAGAUGACAACGAGAGCACCGUGAAUCUUGCCGCUUCGGCAGCUCCGUUUGCCCAGGACCCCAUCACCCGACAAGGGAGCCCUUAUGGGCCUUCAUAUCCUGGGAGCUAUGAUCCACAUGACGUGUAUCAAGGCCGCGCUGGAUCAGUACCGCCUCAUCAGCAGCAGAGACCACCACCCAUCGGCCAGGUGCCGAACGGGCAAGGGUAUGAUAACCCGUAUGGCGGUUACGCUAAUUCUACAAGCUCAAUGGGCCCUGUAGCACCAGGGUCAAGAGGAAGAAAUUACGAUGAAGAAGUUGCGCAUGGAAGAAUUCAACCACGUUAG